Messenger RNA from Caenorhabditis remanei, 1467 nucleotides. RefSeq lists its product as uncharacterized. The transcript is spliced from 8 exons. The record is from RefSeq and is a predicted model, not a curated record. Bases 1 to 1467 code for a protein of 488 amino acids. Lineage: Eukaryota; Metazoa; Nematoda; Chromadorea; Rhabditida; Rhabditidae.
AUGGGACGACCACUUGCCAAGAUGCUCUUCUUUUUUGCGACGUGCCUGCUCCUUGCUUCCGCAGUUUCUGCGUCAGACAGCCCAUCCUCAAAUGAAGAAAAUCCGAUCGUCAUCUCAUCCGAAAACAUGGACUACGACACCAACACUAUCACAGUCAGAGAGGGUAAGAAACUGAUGGUCAGCUGCGUCUUUGAAAGCAGUGAACAAAUUCAUAAGAGUGAUCUUCUCUGGAAACAACCAAACGGAAACAAUAUCGAUGGAGAAACCAAUCCAAGUCUCUUCGCAGUGGUUUUGAACGAAAGAGGUAGCAAACACCGUAAGACUUCUCUUCAUUUCUCGUCGGUUCACACUAGAGACACUGGACACUACACAUGCUCUGCAAGAACUGCUGGAGGAGAAACCUUCGAGAAAACGAUCAAAUUGGUUGUUCUUCCAACGAUCGAAUGGAAUGAUAAGGAAACUGUAAAAGGAGCACUGCUCGGAGAGCCAAUCACCAUUGACUGUGGAGUCAAGAGCCCAUAUGGCUCCGACCCAAUGAUUCAAAUGAGUAAUGGAAACGGAGAACCACUCGAUGAGGAAAUCUGGACCAUUGCUGGAAACGAGGCUACCAUCCACAGUUUGAAAAAGGAACAUGCUAACUUGGCAGUUUCCUGCAUUACUAUCGAAAUGCAUCAGGAAGGAAACAAUGAGGAAUUCCCAGUGGUUGACCGAAAAGACGUCAAAAUCGAAGUCUACACUCUUCCAGAAUUCAGUACGGAUGAAUCCAUUCAGUACACCGUCAUCGAUAACCAUGUUCGUGAUGCUAAUGUCUACUGCAACGUCACCCACUCCUUCCCACCAGUCCGCCACUACACUUUCUAUCAUAAUGACGAGGAAGUCAAGUUGACUGACAGAUUCAAUAUUUUUAUGAACGUUGGACGAAACCAAGGUGCUCAUCUCAGAAUCCACAAUGUCAAUGAAAACGACUUGGGAACAUACAAAUGCGAGGCUAACAACAUCAAAGCGAAAUCUAUCCACACUGUUCAUCUCAGAGAAGCUAAUGCCCCAGCUGAGCCAAAAGUGACACUGAUUGAAGCCAAGAAAAUCUCAAUUGUUUGGAAGGUUGAAUCCAUCGACCGCGAUCCAGCCCUCCCAGUCACCGCCGUUGAAAUCCGUCACCUUCGUGCUGGAACCGCCGAAGCUUCGGGUGUUGCCGAUGAGGACAUCUCUGACUCGUACUGGAAGAGCCAUUCUAUCUUUAUGCAGAGAAAUAUCAAGGAGGACGGAGUUUAUGAGAUCAGUGGAUUGAGACACGGACACGAAUACGUCUGGAGAUUCCGUCAAAUCAACGAGGCUGGAUUUGGUGAAAGCGUGGUUCUCCGUGCCAAGACACUCGACGACAACGAUUUGGAAUUGAUGGACUCGUCUUCUACUAUCACACUUCCACUCACCAUUGCCACACUUUUCUUCGUUCGUCUUUUCGUCUAA